AUGUCGACUGCCGGGGAUACGAGUGCCCCUGUGACUGUCCAUGUCAAAGGGCCGAGUGGCCUCAAGCUCUCUUUGGAGAUUGACUUGGAAAUGACUGUAUUGCAAAUGAAAGAGAGAAUUGAGCAGGAGAACCAGGACUUUCCUGCCGACAGUCAGCGACUGAUUUACAGUGGAAAGGUGCUCAAAGACCCUGAAAUGCUGCAGUCGUACAAUCUAAAGGAUGGUCCCGAAUCCCAGGGUGUACCUGCUAGCUUCUCCGCUGGGCAGCAGUUUGCGAACAACCCUUUGUCGGCGCUGAAUCGUGCCGACUAUGCUGGUCCCCACAUGGCCAGCAUCCUGAACGAAGCAGGCGGUAUGUUUGGCAACUUCGGUGGUAUGAACCCUCGCGAUCCCAAUGUCAUGCUUGGCAUGCUCCAAAAUCCCGAAUUUUUGCAACAUAUGCGUGACAUGCUGUCCCGACCGGAGGUCAUUGACCAGAUCAUUGCGAGCAACCCUCAGAUGCAAGCGAUGGGCCCACAAUUGCGCGAGAUGAUGUCAUCCGAGUACUUCCGCAACAUGAUUACCAACCCCGAAGCGAUGCAGCGCAUGGCGCGACUUUCUCAAAUGUUCGGUGGCGGUGGCCUGGGUGACCCUGCGGGGCUGAGUGCAGCGCCGUCCGGUGCAUGGCCUCCGCCGGGCGCCUUUGGGAUGCCUGAGGGGCAAAAUGCUAGUGGGCAAAAUGCUGGCGCGGCCGGUGCCGCUCCGACGCCCGGUGCAAAUCCAUUGGAGAGUCUGGCGCAGCUGCAGCAGCUGCUGGGUGGCGCAGGUGCAGGCCAGCCGUCUUUGUCGGCCUUGGCAGGCCUUGGCGCCUUUCCCCCUGCAGCAGCGCCUCCUGCUGAUUCUCGUCCGCCGGAAGAGCGCUAUGCUACCCAGCUUGAGCAGCUCCAGUCUAUGGGAUUUUAUGAUGCACGGGCCAAUCUAAGCGCCUUGCUCAUGAGCGGCGGCAGCGUUGAGGCAGCUGUCGGUAUCCUGCUAGGCCAACCGUAG
This is a messenger RNA of Malassezia sympodialis ATCC 42132, 1026 nucleotides long. RefSeq lists its product as uncharacterized. The record is from RefSeq and is a predicted model, not a curated record. The transcript has 4 exons. Gene Ontology annotation, biological process: ubiquitin-dependent protein catabolic process. Gene Ontology annotation, cellular component: cytosol. The coding region runs from base 1 to 1026 and encodes 341 amino acids. Lineage: Eukaryota; Fungi; Basidiomycota; Malasseziomycetes; Malasseziales; Malasseziaceae. Gene Ontology annotation, molecular function: polyubiquitin modification-dependent protein binding.